Messenger RNA from Cynara cardunculus var. scolymus (artichoke), 675 nucleotides. RefSeq lists its product as uncharacterized. NCBI's taxonomy places the organism in Eukaryota, Viridiplantae, Streptophyta, Magnoliopsida, Asterales, Asteraceae. The transcript has a single exon. Bases 1 to 675 code for a protein of 224 amino acids. The record is from RefSeq and is a predicted model, not a curated record.
AUGAGGCUAACUACAAAUAGUGAAUGUUCUGAAAUUGAACAAACAAGGGUUUUUGCAAACUGGAUAUCGGACUUAGGAGAAGGCAAAGUUGGAGGUGAUAAUGAUGGUGAGGCAGUUAUUAAGAUACCUCAUGAUCUUCUCAUUACCGAUUCAAUGGAUCCUAUAUCUGCAUUAAUACAAUUUGUCUAUCCCUCAAUUCUUGAAAACAUCAACAAUUCAUCUUAUUUUCAAGAAAGGGCAAUACUUACACCAAAACAUGAAGUCGUUCAAGAAAUAAAUGAUUGUUUGUUAUCAUUGUUCCCAGAAGACGAAAAGGAGUACUUAAGUUCAGAUAUGCUAUGUGAAUCAGAGCAACUUCACGAUCAGUUUGAUAAAACUUUGUACUCUUUUGAUGUCUUAAAUGGUCUUAAAUUAUCAUGUAUACCAAACCAUAAGAUAUUACUAAAAGUUGGUGUUCCUAUCAUGUUACUAAGGAAUAUUGAUCAGAAAUCUGGAUUAUGUAAUGGAACUAGACUACGGGUGUUAUCAUUGGGAAAUCGGGUGAUAGAAGCACAAGUUAUAUCUGGAAGCAAUAUUGGAAGCUGGACAUUCAUUCCAAGAAUGUCUUUGACACCUAAAGGAUUCCAUUCAAAUUUCGAAGGAGACAAUUUCCAGUUGAUGUAUGUUUUGCCAUGA